This is a messenger RNA of Raphanus sativus (radish), 3301 nucleotides long. Its product is annotated as protein SCAR3. The coding region runs from base 248 to 3103 and encodes 951 amino acids. The transcript is spliced from 9 exons. Gene Ontology annotation, biological process: actin cytoskeleton organization; positive regulation of Arp2/3 complex-mediated actin nucleation. The record is from RefSeq and is a predicted model, not a curated record. Gene Ontology annotation, cellular component: cytoskeleton. Gene Ontology annotation, molecular function: protein kinase A regulatory subunit binding; Arp2/3 complex binding. Lineage: Eukaryota; Viridiplantae; Streptophyta; Magnoliopsida; Brassicales; Brassicaceae.
UUGGCAAUGUCUGUCUCCCCCUCUCUCUCUCUGUCUCCAAAACUUCCCUCUCUAAUGUGCAAGUGAAGCUGCUGCUGCAACCUCUCACCCACCAGAAACUCAUAAACAAAUCUCUCUCUUUCCUCCAAACCCAUUUGUUUGAUUCAGAGAGAGCUUUGUUGAUGCUUUAGACCAAAUAAUCUUUCUCAGUCUACAACAAAGACUGGGGUUUUUAUUCUUUGAUUGAUUUAGAGAGGAGAAAGAAAGAAUGUCGCUUUAUAGGGUUGGGGUAAGGAAUGUGUACGGUACGAGUCAACAAGCCGAGUUCUAUGGAAAUGUCGAUCGUGAAGACCCUGAGGCGAUUCUCAACGGCGUUGCAGUCUCUGGUCUUAUCGGUGUCUUGCGUCAGCUUGGUGAUCUCGCUGAGUCUGCAGCAGAGAUAUUUCAAGGCAUACAGGAGGAAGUUAUGGCUACAGCUUCAAGAAGCAAUCAGUUGAAGAUCAGGCUGCAGCAUAUAGAAGCUACAGUGCCUCCACUAGAAAAGGCGGUGCUUGCACAGACAACUCAUUUGCAUUUUGCAUACACAGGAGGUGUGGAGUGGCAUCCUCGUAUCCCACAUGAGCAAAACCACCUAAUACACGACGACUUGCCUCACUUUAUUAUGGAUCCCUAUGAAGAGUGCAGGGAUCCUCCACGGUUGCACUUGCUUGAUAAGUUUGAUAUAAAUGGUCCUGGAUCUUGCUUGAAGCGAUACUCAGAUCCUACUUACUUCAGAAGAGCAUCAAGCAACCUCAUGAUUCAAGAAAACAAAAAGUUCCAAAACAAGAAUUGUAAAAUCAAGAAGAAAAAAUCUUCAUCAAGGAGUCGAGAUAUGUCACGUUUAGCUUCUUCCAUGGCUGCUGCUAACCAGAAUGCCAGGAAGACGUUUACUUUAAUUAGCUUUAGUGGACAGACCUCUUCUUCUAAAACUGCAUCAACCAGUGAUAUGGAGAAAAUAUCCGAUCUCCAAGAUCAUCAUUCUCACUCUUUUGAUUCCAGAAGCGGUUCAACGGCAACCUCUUCAUCACUGAAGACUGGAGAAAAACCGAAAGGGGGGUUAGUUUCAUCCAGCUUGACACCGGGCUCUUGCACCAUCUCUUCAGUACUCUCUGAAUCUGAAUCCGAAGAUGGAAAAGAUAGUUUCAAUCUUAGUCCAUCGCAAGGGCAAGCUGCUGCUGUUGGCUCUUCUUGCGUUAGUUGGGAUGAGAAAGCAGAGAUAGUGGAAGAACCUCUUUGUGUGUUGCAGACAGGUAAUGCUUCUGAAAUGAUGGAGACGAACUCUGCUGUGGACGGACUAGAUGAGAGAGCUAGAGUUGAUCGCCAUUCUAAUGACGUUGAAAACGCUAAAUCAGAAUCAGGAAAACAACAACAAAGUAAUGGGAUUGAUGAGGUAAGAGAGAUGAAAACUGGUUUGGAGAUGGUGAGAGAACCGAGGGAUAGUAGUGAACAUGAGACUGAAAGUGAAGGGGAGUGUUUUGUUGAUGCGCUUAACAGCAUUGAAUCAGAAUCUGAAAAUGAUCAAGGUCUCAAAACUAGUCAAGAAGAAGCAGUGAGCAGUAGUCCCUGUGGUGGUGUUACAGACGAGAGGCUGGAAAAUUCAGUGUGUGAGCAAGAACUAGAGCAGGGUUGUGUCGAAGAGUCUUGUAGUAGAUCGAUGGACAAGGGUUCUGUAAAUGCAACUGAUGAAAUGAAUCAUCAAGAUUCGUUGGAGACUACUGAUCUUUCCGGUGGAGAAGCAUGUACAUUUGUUCCUGCACCUGAGAACAGUUUAUCUGAUUCAUUGUAUCAUAGUGACCAUCAAAACUCAGAAACUAAAGUUUCUCGUGAAGUUGACGCCAUUAAAAUGUGGACUAAUGGGAGUCUACUGGGACUGAACCCAUCGAAACCUCCAGUCUUGGAAGUGCCAAGUUCUCCAGAACCUGAAAAAGAUAAAUCAGAUGAUUUAGUUGAACAUGUUCUUGAUACUUCAAGCUUAGCAACUCAAAAUGUAACUGUAGACCAGAGUUUUGAGUGCCAUGAGACGACUUCUUCUUACGGAGUCUUUGGUGGACUCAGCCAAAAGCUAUUCACUAAUAGUUUCCGCAGAAGAGAUUCAUUGUCUCAUGAUAAUAGACAGGCUUUACCAGCAACCAUUCCAGAGAACAAAGAAGUGACAGAGAAGAUCAGGUUCGGUGGUGAGCAAGAUAUUGACUGGACUCCAUCGUCUCCGCCUCUUCAACACAUGAAGAUAUCUCUCAACCCCGUUGACAACAACAACACCCUUCAGGCUUCUUCCAGACUAAAGCUGAAAAUUUCAGCUGGGGAUGAUGAUACGUUUUCUUCCUUUCAGUUGCUUCCUGAGGCGGCUGCUACUUCCGUUCUUGAUUCUUGUUCAGACGAUGACACUUUUUGUAGAUCCUCUCCUUACAUGUCAGACACCGAUUAUCAUAGCGACAAUCAAUCCUUGUCAGGCUCUGAGCAGUGGGAAGAAUCUAGUAACAGCCAUGCAAGAAAAGAUCAAGAGCUGUAUGUUGAUAACAAUGGUGAAGGUGCUGCUUCUCUAGACACUGAAGCAGAUAAUGUUUGUAAGUCCAUAAACUUCUCUUACCUCCAGAGUCCUGUUGAGCCUUUACCACCGCCGUUUCCACCUGCGCAAUGGAUGGUUUCUAAAACAGCCUCGGAAACAAUAUCUGAAAACAAAACAGCGCAGCCCUUACAACUACAAGACGCUCUCAGGUUCGCCUUUGAGAAGCAUACUUCAUCGUCUAUAGUCAAAAACAAAGAAGAGCCUAACACUGUUGCUUCUUCUGCUCCUAAACCAGAAACUAAGGUGGUCCAUGUGAAGAAGAAUAAUGUAAGGGAGGAGGACAAACAAAAUGCUAACGAAAAAGAGACUGAUGCUGAAGACUUCUUGCAACAAAUCAGAACACAACAUGUCAACCUGAGACCUGUGGUUAUGACAACGACUUUAUCUUCUGCUGCUACUGCAACAACGGACCCUGCUAUAAACAUUAAGAUCAGCGCCAUGUUGGAGAAAGCAAACUCAAUACGCCAGGCUGUAGCUAGCAACGAUGGAGAUGAAAGUGAUACAUGGAGCGAUACGUAAAAACCCUUUUCACUAAAGCUUACAAUUCAUCUUUAUAAUUUACUUUUCUGCAAGUAUUUUUUUAUUCGUAUCAUAACUAAUGUGUGGAUUGUGUAGAUGAUACGUAAAUUUUGUCGUAGUGUGAUAUGUAUCUUCAUGAAAAUAAUGUAGUUCAAGAAAUAUAUUUAUAUAAAAAAUGUUAAUUAGUUAUUAUGCUCA